Messenger RNA from Papilio polytes (common Mormon), 1040 nucleotides. RefSeq names its product serine/threonine-protein kinase ULK3-like (gene Aduk). Gene Ontology annotation, molecular function: ATP binding; protein serine/threonine kinase activity. The record is from RefSeq and is a predicted model, not a curated record. Gene Ontology annotation, biological process: autophagosome organization; protein autophosphorylation; autophagy. The annotation marks the transcript as partial. Lineage: Eukaryota; Metazoa; Arthropoda; Insecta; Lepidoptera; Papilionidae. The transcript is spliced from 9 exons. Gene Ontology annotation, cellular component: cytoplasm; autophagosome.
AUGUCAAUGUACUGUCAAAACAUGAAUCUGGAUGUGUUUGAAAUUUUUGAAAAAAAUAAGAAUAUGAGCUAGUAUGUGUAAUUUUUGUUUGAAAAUAUAGUUUUUCUAGCACAAUGUCCUUUCCGAAGAUUGAAGGUUAUGUGGUAACUGAGAAAUUAGGCUCAGGGAGUUACUCAACAGUAUACAAAGCUAUAACAAAGGUUGGAGCGAGAUCAACAGUAGCUAUCAAAUGUAUAGACAAAUCCCGUGUGAAGCAUUCGGGGACUGCAGUGGACAAUCUGAUUACAGAGAUACGCUUGCUGAAGACACUCUCCCAUCCUCACAUUGUACAUAUGAAGCAGUUCACGUGGGAUGACAGAAAUAUCUACAUAAUAAUGGAGUAUUGCUGUGGGGGUGAUUUAUCUAAAUAUAUUCAGCGGUAUGGGAGAGUUCCUGAGAAACAGGUUCUCUAUUUCUUGCAACAACUUGCCUCAGCUCUAAAGUUCCUGAGAGAGAAAGGUGUAGUCCAUAUGGAUCUGAAACCCCACAACCUGCUGCUACACAAAGGUUCUGAUGGGAAGUACAUACUCAAGGUUGCCGAUUUUGGGUUCGCGCAGCACGUGGCGGGCGCGGGGCAGCGCUGCCUGCGCGGCUCGCCGCUCUACAUGGCGCCCGAGAUGCUGCGCGGCCACCACGACGCCAGGGUCGACCUCUGGAGCGUCGGUGUGAUAAUGUACGAAUGUUUGUUCGGUCGCGCGCCGUACUCCUCCGCUACCUUCAAGGAGUUAGUCGACAAGAUACAACGACAAGCACCUAUUGAGCUUCCUCCCAGGUCUUCCAUCAGCCCCGGCUGCCAGGACCUGCUGAGCCGCCUCCUCCAGCACGACCCUGACAAGAGGAUCAGCUACGAGGAUUUCUUCUCCCAUGAGUAUUUGGACUUGGAACAUAUGCCGUCUAAGGAAAACUAUGAAAAGGCUGUGGGGCUGAUCAAGCGCGCGGUGGAGCUGGACGCGCGGGGGCAGCUGGCGCGCGCGCUGGCCGCGUACGGCGACAGUCUGCGC